Candidula unifasciata is the source of this 370-nucleotide messenger RNA. The record is from the annotation of a GenBank genome assembly. NCBI's taxonomy places the organism in Eukaryota, Metazoa, Mollusca, Gastropoda, Stylommatophora, Geomitridae.
AUGUGGCCCCAGAUAAUCUUUCUCUCUUUCAUUGGGGUAUGCUAUGGCACCGUCCCCAGUUUACAAGUUGCACGAAACUACAACCACGUUGGGCCUGACAUACUUGAUGUUAUGCCAAGGACAAUCCAAGAGGCGGCACAGCUAGGCUUUGAUAAAUUUGGAAAUUGUACAGAUAACCCCAAAUUCAAAGGCAUUCCCUACAAAAGACGGAACGAAUUAACUAUGGUUAUUUUGUUUGACGUCACUGGAGUAGUUGCCGGCUUUCAGAUAACGAUACCUAAAUCAUCAUUGCUGACCAGUGAAAUUUUGCGGAAACCAUUUAUAUUAGACGGCGACCGUUUUGUUUUAACUGUGUACUUCACGGACCCGU